Molecule: messenger RNA, 573 nt
Organism: Marasmius oreades (fairy-ring Marasmius)
Lineage: Eukaryota; Fungi; Basidiomycota; Agaricomycetes; Agaricales; Marasmiaceae
Exons: 2
Coding region: 1-573 (190 amino acids)
Source: RefSeq, a predicted model, not a curated record
AUGGCGAACGUGGCUGAUUUUGACCUUCUCAAGAACACUCACGUCGAUAUAGGGGACCUCCUGUGGACCAAACCGGAAUAUCGAGAUGCCAUGCGUCUCCAUUUUGGUCUCCUUCGUGCGCAUGAGGAGAAAACUCAUUGUAAUGUUGAGAUAAAGCGUCUGGUAACAUUCAUGAUUGAUGACCACGCUGACUACCAGGUUGCCAUCAGAAGGUCGGAAUUAACGGACCCCGAUCUUGCCGCCGAGUUACGAAGGCAAUCCCAGUAUAGAUCACAGCUACAUGGCCAGAUAGCAGAACACCUUGCUCUCACGAGUAAACUGGAGGGCUUUACUGGUACAUUAUUACCUGGAAAGCAGAAUGGAAGGGAUUCCGCCAUUACGCUUUCUGUCCCACUGCCGUCAUGGUCAACUGAAGUCCUCGGAAUCUGGAGGGCUUCUGAUGGAACCUAUAGAAGCAUGUUCAUCCGACCAAACGAGACUGAGAGAAGCCAGCUUGCUCAGCAGGAGUUUGCCCAUCGCAACGUAAAUGAGGGUGGAAUUCUGAAGCUCAUGGAAUGGUUGGAUUUGAAUUAG